Sordaria macrospora k-hell is the source of this 324-nucleotide messenger RNA. NCBI's taxonomy places the organism in Eukaryota, Fungi, Ascomycota, Sordariomycetes, Sordariales, Sordariaceae. The record is from the annotation of a RefSeq genome assembly.
AUGCCUGUCGUCAUUAAGCCGGACUCUGACUCCCAAAGCGGCAAGAACCGCGACUUUGCUACGUCGUCGCCCUUAAACCUUCUCUUGAACACCUCGGCCCCCCAUCACCGCUGCCUCAUUCUACACUCAUCGUUCAGCUCUCAGCACGAUCCUGGAGGUUCUACGAACCCCCCGUUCUCCAUUGUGGGCAACAAGAACGGCUUCGUACAUACCAUCAUUCGCGCCUGGCAGCAAGACCUGCACCUGAGGAUCCGGCCCGACGAUGUGUGGCUCGCCAUUCUCACCCAGUUUAGUUUCUUCGUCAACAAGAACGCCGAGGCGCUC